Messenger RNA from Geosmithia morbida, 1260 nucleotides. RefSeq lists its product as uncharacterized. The transcript has a single exon. NCBI's taxonomy places the organism in Eukaryota, Fungi, Ascomycota, Sordariomycetes, Hypocreales, Bionectriaceae. The record is from RefSeq and is a predicted model, not a curated record. Bases 1 to 1260 code for a protein of 419 amino acids.
AUGCUCUUCUACAUCAUCGUGUCGGCCAUCAUCCUCGAGACGACAGUCACGGUCUGCUCUCGGAGUGGCAAUGACGAGCUCCGUCACCCCCGCGAGAGCGACGAUGGCCACGAUCAUCAUCAUCGGCCAGACGGACCCGACCGCAUAUCUAACCAGAACAGCUCUGACGGCGAUACCGACGCCGAAGACGCCCAGCCCGCACGAGACCCCGACCUUGAAGUCCGAUACGAGCAGCGAUUCCAGGCCAAGGCCAUCGAGCUGGCGCGGGCCAACCAGGCCAACGAGCAGCUGAGCACACGUCUCGAGAGCGCCAGGCACCGAGUCGGACGCCUCGAGAAGCAUACCAGGGGCCAGCACAUGCGUCUCGGCUUCUUCACCAAGUGGUACCCCCGUCUUCUCGCGGCGUACAGGAGGCAGGUGCACGAGUCCGAAACCGUGGAGGAGCGCGUGAACGCGCUGCAGGAAUGGUCCAGGCUGGCGCACGACCGCAUCGAGCUCAUGGUCAAGAUGAGCGACAUGAUGGGCAUGAGCAGCAGCGUCAGCAGCCUCGGCAGCAGCGCCACGUCGGCAUCCACCACGUCGGCGGCAUCGCCGUCCGGGUGGGCGCCCGCCAACCCUUCCUCCUCCUCCGCCGUCGCCGUCGUGCCCAGAUUCCUCUACUCCCACAGCAAGGCCCUCGUGGCCAAGCACAAGGAUACGAUCGGCGAGAUGGAGGGCCAGGUGGUCGAGCUCAAGAGGCAGCUGGAGAAGACGACGGCGGACUUCAUCGACGCCACCAGGCAGCUCGGUCGCGAGAAGCGCAUGAGGAUGCAGGAGACGCAGAUGAGGGUCGCUGCCGAGGCUGCCGCCGUCAACUCCUGGCUCGACGACGAGGGCCUCAACCACAGCGAGGCUCCGGUCCCUCGCGCCCGCAGCCAGAAAAUGGUCCAUCAUCUCCAGGGUGAGGUCCUCGGUCCGGUCGACGACGAUGUCAGCGGCGGCGGCAGCAGCAACGACCGCUACCUACUGUCGGGAGAGUACGACGACGACGCCAGCCCGUUCAAUUCCGGUGACGAAGACGAAGCCCGCGGUCGUGGUGAGCAUGCCAGGAGGGGCGAGGACAGCCAGAGCAGCGAGGAUGAGUACGAUGACGAUCGUCUGGACAGCACCGAUGAUGGACAAGCCGGCCUUGGUUUGUCAAAGGAGGCGACCAGCCUGGCCGAUGAGCUGGCCCAAGAGCUUGGUGACCGUGACUUCUUCCGUUCAUCCUGGGAUGAAUAA